Cygnus atratus (black swan) is the source of this 1457-nucleotide messenger RNA. RefSeq names its product HORMA domain containing 2 (gene HORMAD2). The transcript has 12 exons. Bases 29 to 1114 code for a protein of 361 amino acids. The record is from RefSeq and is a predicted model, not a curated record. Lineage: Eukaryota; Metazoa; Chordata; Aves; Anseriformes; Anatidae.
GCAAGUGGAAGACAGGUCUUUGAAAUACAUGAUGGCCACUUGUCAGCUUUUACACACUAGACAAAAGAAGUCUUCUAAGGAAUCAGUGUUGUUCCCCAACAAAAUUGAUACUGAGCAGCAGUCUGUGGUGCUGGUGAAGAGACUUCUGGCCAUCUCUGUCUCCUGUAUAACAUACCUGAGAGGGCUGUUCCCAGAGAGUUCUUACGGAACUCGCUAUUUAGAUGACCUCUGUCUAAAAAUUCUCCGAGAAGAUAAAAGCUGUCUGGGAUCAUUUCAGAUAGUCAAGUGGAUUCAAGGUUGUUUUGAUGCUUUGGAGAGGCAGUAUUUGCAUAUCGCUGUCCUAGCAAUUUACACCAAUCCCAAGGAACCGGAGACAGUGACUGAACUGUAUCAAUUCAAAUUCAAGUACAAAAAGGAGGCGCCCCAGAUGGACAUCAUCAGCAACAAAAUGAACUUUGUGAAUGGGGUGUGCAGCGAGGACAUUAAACAAGCCAGCAGUCUGCUGAUCCGUAAGCUGUACCUGUUAAUGCAAAACCUUGGCCCACUUCCCAGUGACAUUACCCUGACCAUGAAACUCUUCUAUUACAAUGAAGUAACUCCUAACGAUUACCAGCCGCCUGGCUUUAAGGAAGAAGUCAGCCCUGCGGACCUGUUGUUUGAUGGUGAUCCCGUCAACCUGAAAGUAGGGUCAGUCUCCACUGGGUUCCACACCAUGAAAGUGAAAGUAACGACUGAAAACAAAAGAAUGGGGAGAGUUGAAAGCAACCUGAUCCAGAAGAAUGGCCCUACUAAGAUCUCCCAUCAAGGGUUAGACUAUGAUGAAGAGGAAGAGGAGGGGAGCGCCAAGGACGAUCCUCUCCCUGUCAGAGCAGAUUCAGGUGAGCCUGAAAAGGACAAAAAUGAUACCCAUCCAGGCUGGAGAACUGAAGCAUCUUCUUUUUGCCUUGAAGAUACAGGUGGAAAGGAGAAGACAGAAAUAAAAGAAAAGGGCAGAAUGCCUUCCUCAAGGGCCUCUCAGCAGAUGAAGAUCAGGAUUAAUUCUACUGAUGUCAGUGCGUUAGCUUUACUGGAAACUGAUAGGAGAUUAGUGCCAAGCCCUGCCUCGACCGUUUAACCUCUGUGCCGCCUUCACAGAAUGGCAGAGGUCAGAGGGGACCACUGGAGAGCCUCUAGACCAGCCUGCGUGCUCAAAGCAGGCUGCCCGGGACCUUGUCCAGUCACAUCCGAGCAUCUCCAAGGAUGGAGACUCCAUGACCUCUCUGGACAACCUGUGCCAGUUGAUCACCCUCAUAGUAAAGAAAAGCUUUUCCAUAGGUUUCAAUGGAAUUUGCUGCAAUUCUGUGUCCUUUCCUUGUCUUUUCACUGGGGACCACAGAGUGCAUUGUGAACCCUUAUUUCACUGUCCUUGGAGGGCAUGGAGCAGCCAGCUGUCAGUGAGUGAAUGAGAAUUAUUGCCU